This is a messenger RNA of Aspergillus terreus NIH2624, 807 nucleotides long. Its product is annotated as A4/G1 family peptidase. NCBI's taxonomy places the organism in Eukaryota, Fungi, Ascomycota, Eurotiomycetes, Eurotiales, Aspergillaceae. The transcript has a single exon. Gene Ontology annotation, biological process: proteolysis. Bases 1 to 807 code for a protein of 268 amino acids. The record is from RefSeq and is a predicted model, not a curated record. Gene Ontology annotation, molecular function: glutamic-type endopeptidase activity.
AUGAAGCUCUCUGUUCUUUCUUCCAUCCUUCUCGCCGGCACAGCUGUUGCCGCUCCUCUCACAGCCCAACGCCAGGCUCGGAAUGCGCGUCGCGUUGCUCGUGCUGCCAACCGCUCCAGCCAUCCUCCCUACAAGCCAGACAGCUCUGAGCUCCUGCAUCUCUCCAACACCACCCACGUGGAGUACAGCUCCAACUGGGCCGGCGCCGUCCUCAUCGGCACCGGCUACACAGCCGUGACGGGAGAGUUCACCGUCCCGACCCCGUCUACCCCCAGUGGCAGCUCGUCUUCGAAAGAGUACUGCGCCUCCGCCUGGGUCGGCAUCGACGGCGACACCUGCUCAACCGCCAUCCUGCAGACCGGCGUUGACUUCUGCGUGCAGGGGAGCAGCGUCUCCUUCGACGCCUGGUACGAGUGGUACCCGGACUACGCGUACGACUUUAGCGGGAUCACCAUCAGCGCCGGCGACACGAUCCGGGUGACCGUCGACGCUACCAGCAAGACGGCCGGCACUGCCACCGUCGAGAACCUGACGACCGGGAAGACGGUGACGCACACCUUUACCGGCGGCGUCGACGGCAGCCUGUGCGAGUACAACGCCGAAUGGAUCGUCGAGGACUUUGAGGAGAAUGGUAGUCUUGUGCCCUUUGCGGACUUUGGUACCGUGACCUUUAGCAGUGCUGAGGCUACCGAUGGGGGCUCGACUGUUGGUCCUUCUGGUGCUACCGUGAUCGAUAUUGAGCAGAGUAAUAAGGUUCUGACCUCUGUCUCGGUGGGGUCCAGCUCCGUUACCGUCAAGUACGUGUAA